GAGGCUCGUUGCCUUACACCCUGAACCGCGACACUUCCUUCACCUUUAGGACUUGGGUUAAUGUUCAUUAAGAGGACUUGGUCCACUGACAACUCAACCUUCAAGAAUAGAACUAUGGAUUAACAGUUGGAAACAGAGUGACGUAACACAGAGAAUAGAAAAAAAGGAGAAAGACUUCGCCUUCACAAGAUAGAUACUGUAAGAGCUUGUAGCAACAGCCGCAGACGCCAGCAGUGCCUGCCUCACCCUCACCUUACAGUAUGUCGCACCUCAUCCGUCUGCUGGCUCUCCUCGGCCUUCUCGCUGUGUCGUGGGCGAGGUACGAUCCCACCUGGGACUCUCUGGACACCCGGCCUCUGCCCUCCUGGUACGAUGGUGCCAAGAUCGGCAUCUUCCUCCACUGGGGCGUCUUCUCUGUCCCCUCCUUUGGCUCUGAGUGGUUCUGGAUGUACUGGCAAGGCGCUCAUUCAUCUAGUCACGUUGCGUUCAUGGACAAGAACUACCGGCCCGGCUUCACCUACCAGGACUUCGCUCCUCAGUUCACGGCGGAGUUCUACGACCCCGAGGAAUGGGCGAGUAUUUUCAACGCCUCUGGGGCUCGCUACGUGGUCCUCACCAGCAAGCACCACGAAGGUUUCACCAACUGGCCCUCAAAAUACUCCUGGAACUGGAACUCCAUGGACGUCGGGCCAAAGAAAGACCUCGUGGUUCCGCCCAUCGAAGACGUCCGGGAUGGCCGUCACCUUCCCGCCCAUGUCCGAGGUGUCCAGUCAGUGGGUGUGGGUCCUUGCUAUGUCAAGCGUCGACCCGGCUGAGCAGUCGAGAGUCGACAGUGCCUAGAACUGGGCUCGACUCGUUAUUGUAGGGGAUUCAACUUAUCCUAGAAGGGUGUCGAAACGCUCUGAUAAUAUAGGAUUGGUUCUUUCUGGUAGAGUAAGACAAAGCUGGAUUUUAUUGAUAUGUUCAGUCGAGAAUCUUUUUACUCUGGUCUUUUAAUGCAUGAAAUUAACAUCAGUCCUCCUUGUGUUGGAAUAGCUCGCUUUUUUUUAAUCAUUGUUGGAGGAUGUGCUGUAAAUGGGUACCUAAGUUUACAACUUGGGGAAGUGAAUAUCGGCCACGCUGCCUCCUUGUGUACUGAAGGCUUACAGUAGUAUAUAGUGUGCUAUAUCCACUCUGCUCCUUACGAGCAGUCAUGCCUAUGGGACCCACUUUCACUUUUCACAGGGUGUGCACAAGACCCUUAAUGUUUGCGUUUACAGAAUCCCUUGAAGAAGUUACACGCACCUAAAAUUUCAUUAUGGAUCCUACCAUUGUCUGCAGAUAACUAUUCUUCAUCAUGUUCGCUGUGACAGAAACGUCAAAGCACUUAUGAAAAUCCUGUACUGUACAAUGUACAUGAUGUUGUUAUAUGAUUUGGCCCCAAAAAGUAAGAUUCUGCAAACUAAUACUUGUAGUGUCUUCCACAAAGGUUUUCCAAAUAUAAUAUAAAUAAAAUUCUUAACCUAA
Messenger RNA from Homarus americanus (American lobster), 1506 nucleotides. Its product is annotated as alpha-L-fucosidase-like. The transcript has 5 exons. Lineage: Eukaryota; Metazoa; Arthropoda; Malacostraca; Decapoda; Nephropidae. Gene Ontology annotation, molecular function: alpha-L-fucosidase activity. Bases 261 to 815 code for a protein of 184 amino acids. Gene Ontology annotation, cellular component: lysosome. Gene Ontology annotation, biological process: glycoside catabolic process; fucose metabolic process. The record is from RefSeq and is a predicted model, not a curated record.